AUGCUCACGGUCUUUUGGGACCAGUAUGGAGUAGUGAUGAUGGAUUUCCUGGCAAAGGGUACCACAAUUACCGGGACAUACUUUGCUUCAUUGCUGCAGAAAUUGUGGAAGGCCAUCAAGAUCGAGAGGCAUGGUAUGCUGACCAAAGUUGUCAACAUCCUGCAGGAUAAUGCCCCGGUUCACAACUUGCAUGUUGCUCAGUCAGAAGCACGGUCCUGUGCCUAUGAAAUCUUUCCUCGCCCCCUUUAUUCUCCUGACCUUGCACCAUUGGACUACCACCUCUUUCCAACCAUGAAAUUUUUGAAGGGCAAGCUUUUUCCAGACGAGGAAAUGCUGAUUUCUGAGGUUAAGUCAUGGCUUCUGGUGCAACCUGCCGACUUCUACAGACGAGGUCUCCACAGCUGCAUAAAGCGAUGGGAGAAGUGUGUGACUUUUGCUGGUAGCUCUGUGGAGAAGGACGAAUAA
Messenger RNA from Podarcis lilfordi (Lilford's wall lizard), 465 nucleotides. The record is from the annotation of a GenBank genome assembly. NCBI's taxonomy places the organism in Eukaryota, Metazoa, Chordata, Lepidosauria, Squamata, Lacertidae.